AUGUCUGUAAAAGAUGAUUUCACGGAUUGUGAGACCAAUGUCCGACUCGAUGGGAAAGUGGCGCUGGUCACUGGAGCAACUGCUGGAACCGGACUAGAGAUAGCAAAGAACUUAGCCAGGAGAGGCGCUAAAGUCAUCAUCGCGAGCCGAAACCCAAGUAAACUGGCAGAUGCAAGAAAUACCAUUAUCCAGGAUUCCGGAAACCAGAAUGUCGUCACCAGACACAUGGACUUCGAAUCCCUCUCCUCAGUCAGAAACUUCGCUGAUACAACUUUAAAGACAGAACCACGACUGGACAUGCUCAUCAACAAUAUCGGAGCUAUUGGCUUAGAUGACAGACUGACAGAAGACGGUUUACAGCUGAUGAUGCAAGUUAACUACUUCGGAUCAUUUCUGCUGACAUUCCUGCUGUUUCCACUUUUGAGAAUAUCAGCACCAAGUCGAGUAGUCAACGUCUCCUCAUUGGCACUGAUCUUAGGAACUAUAGACUUGGAACAUUGGAACGAUGUGGGACAGUACUCUAAUUUUGGGUACUAUUGUAAUGCGAAGUUAGCUGAUGUACUGUUUACGGUGGAAAUGGAGAAGAGGAUCAGAGGUAGUGGAGUGAGUGUGUACAGCAUGGACCCUGGAUUAGGAAAGUCAGAGUUCUUUAGGAACUUUGACAAUGUAUUAAUAAAGAACGUGUUGAAUUCUGCGUUGUUGAAGUUUGGAAGACCACUACCAAGGGUUGCGACUAUGGCUGUGUUUCUGGCUGUAGACCCAAAGUUUGAAGAUCCGUUAAAGAAGUACGUGCCUAACUAUCACAUCUCCUCGGAUCCGCCUGACAACGGUGACGGGCCGUCGCUGAUGACCAGCACGUCUAUCACACAGCAAUCAGCCCCCAGGCUUAAAAGAAAUUCUUAA
This is a messenger RNA of Spodoptera littoralis (African cotton leafworm), 903 nucleotides long. NCBI's taxonomy places the organism in Eukaryota, Metazoa, Arthropoda, Insecta, Lepidoptera, Noctuidae. The record is from the annotation of a GenBank genome assembly.